Molecule: messenger RNA, 1149 nt
Organism: Solea solea (common sole)
Lineage: Eukaryota; Metazoa; Chordata; Actinopteri; Pleuronectiformes; Soleidae
Product: hatching enzyme 1.2-like
Exons: 6
Biological process (GO): proteolysis
Molecular function (GO): zinc ion binding; metalloendopeptidase activity
Source: RefSeq, a predicted model, not a curated record
CAAGAACUCAAAUACAACUGCCCUGCUGAUCAUGUCAUUAACGGCAUCUACAGCAUUUAUGACACUUCUACUCAAGACAGGAAGUGGAAUUUCCGGUGUUGCACUAACACAAAACUGAUCUCCUUUGAAUGUCGGGAAACAUCAAUGAUGAACUUCUUCGGAGAGCACUUCAGCUGGACUGUGCCUGGAGAGAACAUCCUGACUGGCGUCAGCACACAUGGCAAGAACGCUGACGGAGAUCAUCGCUGGAGUUACAGCUACUGCAGAGCGGUGAUCGUUGAUUCAGAGACGUCCACGUCAGAACUCUUUGCUGCAAACACAGCAGAUUCUCUCACUGAUGACGAUGUUGUCACAUCGACAAAGAAUUCACUGUCCUGUGAUGACUGUUUCUGGUCAAAUGUAAACGGACUGGUCCAAGUUCCAUACACAAUAAGUGACACCUUUACCAGCAAUGAAAAGACCGUCAUUGAAAAAGCCAUCAAUGAAUUCCAACUGAGCACAUGUGUGCGCUUCGUCCCUCGCACAAGUCAGAUCAACUACGUCAGCAUUGUGAAGAAAACCGGAUGUUGGUCAACGAUUGGUCGAAAGGGAGGGAUGCAGGAGUUAUCUCUCGGGGUGGGCUGCAUGUCAAAGGGCAUCAUUCAGCACGAGUUAAUGCACGCGCUCGGCAUCCAGCACGAGCAGAGUCGAUCCGACCGAGACAUCUACGUCAGGAUCAACUUGGACAAUGUCGACACUGCUUACCAAGAUAACUUUCGGCGUCUGGACACGGUCAACCUCAACGUCCCGUACGACUACUCGUCCUUGAUGCAUUACGGACGCAAAGACUUCUCAAACAACGGACAGGACACCGUCACACCUUUGCUCGCCUCAGCAUCCAUCGGCCAGAGGAUCGGUAUGACAGAGAAGGACUUUCUGAAGAUCAACAAGCUUUACAGCUGCAAGAACUACCUCCAUAAGAGCGGAGAGUGGGACAGUGAGGUGGGGCAGAGUUUCACUCGCCAGUGUCCCGAGGGCCAAGCUGUUUCCAGCAUCACCAGCGCCUACGUCAAAGCUAAACAAGAUCGACACUGGGGGGUCACGUGCAAGGCUUUCCAGAACACCAAGAUAUGCCGUUGGUCAGCUUAUGUGAACGAGUACUCGAAGGCC